Messenger RNA from Toxoplasma gondii ME49, 5570 nucleotides. RefSeq names its product thioredoxin, putative. Lineage: Eukaryota; Apicomplexa; Conoidasida; Eucoccidiorida; Sarcocystidae. Gene Ontology annotation, cellular component: endoplasmic reticulum. The coding region runs from base 984 to 2852 and encodes 622 amino acids. The transcript has a single exon. Gene Ontology annotation, molecular function: protein disulfide isomerase activity. Gene Ontology annotation, biological process: response to endoplasmic reticulum stress; protein folding. The record is from RefSeq and is a predicted model, not a curated record.
GGCGCGUGUCACGUCUUCAAAGCAGAAAAUCCUCCAGUUGCGGACAGAAGUGACAAACAUGACCCACCUUGCGGGCUGUAGCUGAGCAAAAAGGCAUUUCUUCCACUGUUUUCAGUCCCGGGUCCGCCUGACCCGACAGAGACGCUUCCAUUUUUUCAUAUAUUUCCAUCUCCGCCGAAUCGACAAUAUUUCUGAGACGAAUGUCCACAUGGGAAGGGGCAAAGACUACGCGGUCUUGUCGUUUGCUUCCGAAAGUGAACUGGAGGGGGGGGCAGGGUUCCCGAACGAAGUGUACCUGUUUCAGUGUGCCUCGAUUUCGUGUCUUAAACUGUAUUCCGCCGAGAAACCCGCCGUUAAGUCUUCUCAAACCUCGUCUCUGACAGCGGUGUCUCGUGUGAAAAGCCUGCCACUUCAACAUUUUCGUCGCGUGCCCCCGCCUUUACACUUUUGCACGAACCGCCCCUGUGGCAUUCCCUUUCGGGAUAUCUCGUAAAUGCGCCGCUGGAAACACGUUCUACGUCUCUCUGCUGACUUGCAGACUCAUCGUGGCGCCCGGCGCUUGGCCUUGUCCAGCUUGCACCUGCGAAGGUUAUUCAGCGUUUUCGUGAAAAAACUGGGGUGUGGCGAAGCACAGCUUUUCCGCGGGCGCCUCCGGUCUGGCGUAGCGUCGCUAGCUCGCUUUUGUGUGCAUUUUUCUGGCGGCCCGUUUCUUGUUUUCCUUUUUGUCUUUGAAUCCUUCCGAAUUCCUUUAGUCGCCGUGCAUGUGUCGGGGGUCCGCAUUUCCGAGGUCACUUUUUUGGCCGUUCUACCAGGAUUUGCGAGUUGUCGGGUGUAGUUAGGAAAGGAGCCCCUGUCGCCAGUGCAGGCAGUUCGCUUAUCUGACUUUUUCCUGUCUUUUCGCUUCGCCCUUUCCUUUUUUUCACCCGCGACUGUCCCAUCUUUGUUUCUUUCCGGACUUUACGCUCGGUUCAUUUCUUCGCAACAUGGCGCCUCGCACCUCUCUCGCGCUCUUGGCGCUCUAUGCGCUUGUGAGUACCUCCUCCCACUUGCUCCCCGACUCUUUUCCCCCCUCGUUUUCUUCGCUUUCUCUCUCGGGUGUCUCGGCAGCUCCUCGCGAGGCGGGCGUGGUGAAUGUGGAGGAAGCUUCUUCUUCAGGUGCUGCUCGUUCCGACAAGUCGACGAAGAGCUACAGCGCGCAGCAGCGACAGCAGACGCGGGAGAACCAGCUGAAGGUUCUCGAGAGCGGCGCGAUGACUUUGUCCGGCCUCGGGACGUACAAAGAGUUCAUUGCGUCUCACCCGUUUGUCUUAGUGAUGUACUAUGCGCCGUGGUGCUACUGGUCCAAGGCGACGCUUCCCGAGUUCCACGCAGCGGCCAAAAUUUUGGCGCACCACGAACCGCCGGUCAUUCUCGCGCUCGUCGAUUCUGUCGAAGAAGAAGAAAUCGCGAACCACGAAGACAUCCGGGAGUUCCCGACGCUCAAGUUCUUCAUCGAUGGGCGCUCGCAGGCGUACGAGGGGCGCCGACACCGCACCCACCUGGUCCACUGGGUCGACACGCGCCUAGACCGCGACAAGUCUCUGACUUCCAAGCAACAUUUGGACGAGGUGAUGUCCAAUCGCGACCACGGUCACCUCGUGAUUGUCGGCGCCUUCAGCGAGAGCGGGUACGACGCGAAGGCGUACGUCUCGGUCGCGCGCCGGUUCGGUGAAGACGUCUUCUUCGGUCAUGUGCAAGACCCGGCGCUGGUGAACCACUUGCGCGAGCACAUUCGCCGCCUUCUGGGAGGCGAGAAAGUCGCUGCAGAUAUCGAGCGCCGCCUGGUAAGCCCCCCUUUUAUCGCGGUCUUCUCCAAGCACGCACAUGAACCCGACGUCCACAUGUACACUGGAAAUCCGUCGGAUGUGUCUGCGCUGACGACCUUCGUCAGCCGCUUCCGCUUUCCCCUCGUCUCCAUCUUCGACGCGGAUCGCCUGCCCGAGAACUUCUUCACAGACGGCCGGCCGAAGGCAGUGCUGAUCGUGGACUCCAAGAGGAACCCAGCGGCUGUCGCUGCUGUCGAGUCUGAGGUGUCGACCGACCCCAUUGUGCGCGCCUUUCUGGAGGGCGCGAGGAAACACAGGCACUCGGUCCUCGCCGCGGUCUGUGGCGUCACUUCUGCGUUCGAGAAACACAUGCUCGAGCUCCUAGGCGUCGACGAAGACGCUCUCCCGGCCCUGCGGAUCAUGUCCGUGAACCCCGACAGCGACGGCAGACACCACCCUGCGCUCAAGUUUCGUCCUGAGGAGCCGAGCAACGCCCCAGGUCGCCCGCGAGCGCCGGUGAAGACGCUGACCCCGUCCACUGUGUCGUCGUUCUUUGACGACUUUGUCGCGCGAAAGCUCGAGCCGUACUACCGCUCCGAGGCGGCGAGCGACGAGGAAGAGCCUCGCGGGUCGGUGAAGACUGUCGUGGGAUCCACCUUCCAGCAGAUCGUCAAGGAUGCUGACGGCGACGUCUUCAUCGAGUUCUACGCACCCUGGUGUGGCUACUGCCGCAAGCUCGAGCCGGCGUACAAGGAGCUUGCGGCCCGACUCAGGGAUGUGCCAGGUGUGACCAUUGCGAAGAUCGACGCGACCCGAAACGAGGUGCCGGGCAUGAAGGUUGCGGGGUAUCCCACGAUCUUCCUGUUUCCUCACGGGAAGAAGAACGAGCCGCCUCUCGUCUACAGCGGAGACCGAACUGUGCAAGACAUGCUCGAGUGGCUACAGAGCCGAGUCGCGCGCGCCCACUUCGACACAGGCAACCUUCUCGCGCUGGACUUGCAGAACCGCGGCGGACAAGCCGUCGGUAGUGUCCUGGAGGAACUUUAGACCAGACGUAGAGAACGAGGGAGAACAGAUCGCGAGGAAAGGAUGCGAAAAGAACCGAUAAGAAGCGGAGAGUCAGGACGACGGAGGCGCGAGGAAGAAGAGGGGGGGAGGAACACGAGAAGGAGACGCUGGGGAGAGACGAGCAGGAGAAGACUAAAGAACAGAGAAAGGAAGACGAGAAGGAGAGCGGCAGGGUAAAGACCAGGAGAAGAACAACGUGCAACCAAGACAGGAGGAAGCAAGAGAGGUUCGAAAAGCCUGCUAGAGACGCGGAGACAGGAGAGCCUCAGUGAGACAAACGGCGUUUCAAGCAGGCAAAUCCGAGCCGGACACUUGUAGAGACAGGAAGAGACAGGCGCCUCAGGAGAGAAUGGAGAUAGGCGGGUCGUGAACAGGGGCAUCGCGAGAAGGCGCGUUGAGUUGAUGAUCUAUCUCAAGUCAAGAGCGGGGAGAGAAGAGAAGAAAAGAAGACCAGAGAGAAGAGAGAGUAGGAGUUGAAGAGAAGAGUGGAAGAAGAAAAGGAGUUAACUGGCACACAUUUUCUUGUCCGAAGAAAGCGAGUCUUUCUGUGGGGUCGACUCGUGGCGAAGCUACCUGCAAGGAAAACGACGAGAAGUUCUGGUCUGUGAAGUCAGAAAGCAACUGAAGCUAGACUCUCUGUGUCUCCACACUAUGAAAGGGGAAUCCAGUCCAGGUUUGAACGCCUUGCAGGAAGUUUAAUUUUUCUCGUGGUAAGCUGACAGAUUUGUCUGCGCUAGAAGCAGUGGUCGCACGUCUUGGUUUUUCUGUGAUUUGGAGACGUGAGCGCAUGACGGCGGCUCGGCCAGCCAGCCAGCGGGCCUGGAGGCUUGCAUGCAGCUAGAGAAAGCCUUUCGAUUUCAAUCUCCAGGAAAGUUGGAGACCAAGGAGGUAUCGCUACACUGGAGCGAACUACGCAAGGGUGCCUCUGUCAGUGGCAGAAGCCUGUCGCCUCUGCCUUCCUCGGUUUCUCGUUGAUAAAGAAUUGUAAACUUAGCGAGACCGGCGUCUUCUUUUCCUCAGCUGUCGCUUGACACGACGAGGCACAAGCGCUGACCUUUUAUCGGAUUGUGGGGCUGGUGUCUGCGCGUAGAGAGAGAAGGGAGAUGGGGAAAGGAAAGGGGAAAAAUAAUUGGAGAGGAAGCAUCCGACGGAGCGUCGGGUGUCAAACUUUUUUUGUGGCGUAAUUGGCAGUCGUAGGUUGUUCUUUUUUUCGUUUUUCUCACAUCUUGUCUUUUUUUUGUUCUCUCCUUCUCUCCUUAUUUCUCUCUCUCAUUCGUUUCCUAUCUCUCUUUCCCUUCCGAUCUCUCUUUCGCUUUCUCUCUCCCUCUGCCUAUAUCUCUUCCGGAUUGCCUCCCGUAUAUCUGCCUUUCAUCGUAUCUCUUGGCGUCUCUUUCUCUCUCGGUCUCCGUUUGUCUCUUUCCGUAUUGUUGUCUCCUUUGCCCUCAAACCCUUGUGAAGAGGGGAAGGUUUACCGAGUGGAGCUUCGGACGAGAAGAGGAACUUGCAUGCGUCUGCUCUUCAGCAGUGACUUCGAGCGUGGAGAAACUUCAAGGUUAGGGGCUCUGAUCAGGUUGCCGCAGUUCCGCGCGAAACUGUUUCUUGUGUUUUUCCUGUCGCGUUUCUUCACUUCUCUCUUGCGGCUUUCUGCGGAUGAUUUGUACAACGCCAGGCGAAGCAGAGCGGCGUUGUGUACGAUGGACUCUUAACUCGGUCCAAGCUUCUUUUUCAGUUCUCCUAGACCAAAACUGGGAUGAUGUUGAGAAGCACUUUGCUCUCGUCUUUGUCUUUCUAUUGUUUCUCCAGUGUCUCUUUUAACUAGAGUCGUCUUUGCUGGGUUGUCUCUCUUUGUGUCUCCAGUGUCUCUUUUAACUAGAGUCGUCUUCGCUGGGUUGUCUCUCUUUGUGUCUCCAGUGUCUCUUGACUAGAGUCAUCUUUCCUGGGUUGUGUGCAACGCCUGCUGGAACUCCCUUCAGGCUCACGUGUUUGCGUGCUAAGGAUGUUUGCUUUUUGCCUUCGACCCUUCUUAGGGCGCCUGCGAGAGAUCGUUGCCUCCUCGACGUCCAUUUUGAUGAAUUCGGGUACAAAGAGGAAUGCGCAUAUAUAUAUAUAUAUAUAUAUAUAUAUAUACAUACAUAUCUAUCGAUACGUGAAUACAUAUAAUUUGUAUAAAUAUAUAUGUGUACAUGAGAGUUCCUAGGCGUCUGCGUACACACUGAUGUGAGCUAGUGGGGUUGUGAGCUCUGUCGAUGUGCAGGUUGCAUAGCAAAUGUUGUUGGGUACACGUCCCGUGUACAUGUGCAUGAUUUCUCGACAUUUUUGUGCUUUUUCGAAGACAUUUCGUCGUUUGGCUGCGAAAAAUUGUCGUGAAGCGUGUCUCUGGACUCUCAGUACACUCACACUGCGAAUUUAUUCUGCUACUACAGAGAGGGGCUGAACAGACCGACCUGAUUCAGAGAGCCCAGCACGGUGUACGCAUACCCCGGAGCGAACAAACACAGAGAUCGAGAAGGGGGCAAUGAAAACGAACUCUUCACAGAAUUUAGAAGCCAAGCGAUGAUGCCUAGAUUCGAUAGCGUGAGACACACGGAACAUCCAGUUAUUAUACACCUGUAGUAAUGUUUUAUGUGGUUAAUUGCCAAUUAAGCAUGCGAAUUUUAGGUUUUCCAUGAAAUCUAGUCAGUGAUGCCGUAAGCACAU